CUUUUCAAUCCUGCCAGAACAUCACCAUAGUACCAGCAAAGUCUGAAAAUGGCAGAACUGUCAGAAAUUCUGGAUCUAUUAUGGAAUCCUCCCCGAAAAGCUGACCGCCAUCCUGAGAUGCCAAGACUUAACCCAUCUAAGCCCGAGAAUUUCCAAUACUACAAAAACUGGGGGUUUGCGAUUUAUCGCACAUAUUAUGGUCCCGAAUCAGACCAUCACUGGAAUGUUCUUCUCCAGGCAUUGAGGCAACAAACCCCGCUAUCUAUUGGGUAUUACGAGAGUGAAGAGGCUGAAGACCUCUGGAAGAGGCACGCAAAUGGGCGCCGCGGGUAUUGGAAAAUGAGGGCCAAUUAUUUAGCCUCACUAGACAUAUUCAAGAGCUUGUUUCGUCUAUUUCCGCAUCAGGAUCCUUCUCAUCUUGAGGGUCUCGACAUCAAUGGCAUACGAGAGGUUUGUUGGAAACAACAUCAUGAGGCAAAGCAGAAGAUGGCAGGGGCCAAGUUCUGUUUCGCACUGGUUGCUGACAAGGCGGUACUGGAUGGCAUCGCACGAAACGAAUUUGUUGUAAAGGCAGUUGGCUACGACUGGGGUGGACAGAUACAAGACGGUCGCUGGGGUUGGGUACGGCUGGAAACAGGCCGUUUGCUUGAACUUUGGGAAGCACUUCUGCUUGCCGACUUGCAAUCUACCAACAAGUAUUACUGGAUGAAGUGCGAUGGGCCAGAGAGCGAUUUAGAGACCGACAUCUGGACUGGAGACUGGUCCGUGCCUUGCUUAGACAUUCACUCUGAAGUUCAUACCAACUGAGAUGACUUGGUUAAAGUUUGACUAUUAAUUGAUAAAAGAAAGACC
Fusarium redolens is the source of this 852-nucleotide messenger RNA. RefSeq lists its product as uncharacterized. Lineage: Eukaryota; Fungi; Ascomycota; Sordariomycetes; Hypocreales; Nectriaceae. Bases 49 to 807 code for a protein of 252 amino acids. The transcript has a single exon. The record is from RefSeq and is a predicted model, not a curated record.